CUCACUCACUAUCCCACUCUUUCAGACAGCUGAUUUCCAAGAAAGAAAGGGAUAAUUCGGAAGACAUGUUUAGCAGAUGAUAUAGAGAAGAGCGAUGGAAUAUAUCACAUAGCCGCUGGUUUAAUCUCUCUUUGCACUUUUCAUUUUUAGCAUUGGGUAUGAUAUGGCUAGCUUGUUAGCAAUUUAGCUAGCUGACAACCCUGGCUAACGCAGCAAACCUGACUUUCGUUGUGUAAAAUCAAAUAGGAUUUCCUCGCGCUGCGAACAACGUUUGCUGGUUUGUUUUUCGUUCGUUUUCCUGGAAUCGUUUCGUCUACUGAAAGUGUUUUUGCUCAAAGCAAAUAUAUAGGUCACGAUAGUCUACUAGCUAAAUACCGGCUAUCUAUAAGGGGCAUGGAACAGCUGGUUAGCAAUCGGGCUGAUGCCAGCUAGCUAACGUUCUACGAAUCUUAAUUUCAUUGACCGACAUCUGAAGUGGAUGAAAUGGGCGUUUGCUACCUCUAUUUAGCUACCUCUGCAACACAGUGCAACUGGUUAGCUAUAUAAUAAGCUAGUGUAAUUACUCAGCUAACUAUAUGCAAACACAGGUGUGUCUACAUUAAGGUUUAGCUAGCUAGUUCGUUAACUUCAACCAGACAAAGGUAGCUACAGUAUCUAGCUGAGCCCGGGCAAUAAACUAAUGUAGCGCGAGCUGGUAGCCAGGUAAUGUAACAUAGCAUUGUUAGGUAAGGGGAGACUUCUUUCUCGUCGUAAAAUUAGGCCACAAAACAAAGUACAAAUGUAUUGACAGUGACAGGCAUUGUUUUCUCCAACCAGACUUGCAUUGAUUAUGUGAUCACUGUCCAAUUAGAUCGUGUUUGUGUCUAUAUAACGUUAGCUCAGGAACACGCACUGCUAAUUAUACUUUAGUUUUUUUGUCGUGACCUACCUACCUCACUGAAGCCAAUACUGGUGAUUCCACGACGAGUCUAAUAGCAAGCUAAACAGCACUGCUCCUGUUAUUAUAUAGCUGGCAAGAUAGCUGCCAACCAUAUCAGACAUUGUUUACAUUCUCCGUUGCAUGUUCUACAAGCAAGAAACAGUCACAAUCAUGCCUGCAUAGAACAUUGAAGUGAAGCUCUGGAUCAUGUAUAUGUAAUGUAUGCAACGCUCAAAGUGAGUACAGUAUUAGACAUAGCUCCCAAAUGAAUUCUGAUAGGGGUUUGAAAUAGAAUGGCAUUCCAUGGUACAGGCCGGCAGCAGACAGUAUGUGGUAACCUGUUCCCCGGAUCUGAGUUAGGCCAUAAGUAUUUUUGCGUCAACACCUCAACUGGAGCCACUUCCACGGGCCUCAGUGCAACACCGAGUCUAACUGGACCCACUGCCCCGGCGGGGACGCCACAACAUCCAACAUCUCUUGGGGGAAGCACCGGCGGCGGGGCCGCUGUACCACAGCCUCAUAGUAGUCCUGCCAGUGAAGUACCAAGCCCUGCUGAGAUGGAGCCUGAUCGACCUAUCGGUUAUGGCGCAUUUGGUGUGGUCUGGUCAGUGACAGACCCUCGUGACGGGCGUAAGGUAGCCCUGAAAAAGAUGCCCAAUGUCUUCCAGAACCUAGUCUCCUGUAAGAGGGUCUUCAGAGAGCUGAGGAUGCUCUGCUUCUUCAAACACGACAACGUGUUGUCAGCGCUGGAUAUUCUGCAGCCUCCACAGAUCGACUGCUUCGAGGAAAUCUACGUGAUCACUGAGCUGAUGCAGAGUGACCUCCACAAAGUCAUCGUGUCUCCCCAGCCCCUCACCACCGACCACAUCAAGGUGUUCCUCUACCAGAUUCUCAGAGGGCUGAAGUACCUGCAUUCUGCUGGCAUCCUGCACAGGGACAUCAAACCUGGGAACCUGUUAGUCAACAGCAACUGCCUGCUCAAGAUCUGUGACUUUGGGCUCGCACGUGUGGAGGAGCCGGACCCGUCUCGUCACAUGACCCAGGAGGUGGUGACUCAGUACUACCGGGCUCCUGAGGUGCUGAUGGGCAGCCGCCAUUACGGCUCUGCCAUAGACGUCUGGUCGGUAGGCUGCAUCUUCGCUGAACUACUGGGUCGACGCAUCCUGUUCCAGGCCCAGAGCCCCAUACAACAGUUGGAUCUGAUCACUGAUCUGCUGGGUACCCCUCCUCUCUCUGCCAUGGCAUCUGCCUGUGAGGGGGCCAGAGCUCACAUCCUGAGAGGACCUCACAAACCGCCGUCGCUCUCUGUGUUAUAUAUGCUGUCGGACGGGGCGACUCACGAGGCCGUGCACCUGUUGUGUCGUAUGCUGGUGUUUGAUCCGGCCAAACGGAUCUCGGGCAGCGACGCCCUCUCCCACCCCUACCUGGACGAGGGCCGUCUGCGCUACCACACGUGCAUGUGUCAGUGCUGCUACUCGGUGCCCAGCGGGCGUGUGUACACGCGUGACUUUGAACCGCCCGCCGACCGGAACUUCAGUCACAGCUAUGAUAACAGCCUGCUCUCUGUCUGGCAGGGCAAAGAGCUCAUCCAUCGCUUCAUAACAGAGCACCAGCAGGGGAAACGAGUGCCGCUGUGCAUCAACCCCCAGAGUGCCGCCUUCAAGACCUUCAUCAGGUCUACCGCGUGGCAUUCCUCCAAAGUCUCCAGGAAGGAGGAGAGAUGAAGGGGAGUAUCGUUCAUGUACAAGAAGAAUCAUGGGAAAUUCAGUUUGAUAAAAUGAACAAGACUUGCUUUGGUCAAUAUAAUAGAGAUAGGUUUGGGUUUCUCUGGAUGGAGGGGAGGUGUGAAUGAAACAGUACGCCAGCCUCUCAGAGAGAAGAACAGUGUCUGUCAGAGGAAAUGCUCACUUGUACUAAAGACUACAUUUCCCUUCAAUGACAACUAACGUUCCCAACUAUGAAAACUACUAUUGACACUGGUGAAGACUUGACUACACCAACGCUAUAGGCAUUUCCCCAAUGCUGAAAACUAAAAUGUGCUGCUGAAUUUUAAAAAAGGAAUAAAGAAGAAAAGUGGUAGAAGAGGGAAAUUAUUGGAAACAUUUAUUACUAGAAGAGUUGAAGUUUUGUUGUGUUAUGUUGUGCUCCAAUGUGGUUGAAGGUGGAGACAAAGGAAUAGCUGUUUAAUUAAUUUAUGUUGAAUAAUUGUUCUACUCUGUUAAUUUUGAAGUCAUUCCAGCCUCGUGCAAUAUGAUGAAAAGCGUCUAAGCAACGUGCUCCUGGCGAUACCAUACUCUUACCUGUGCUCUGUGACUUAGUCAUGUUAAUGUCACAUUGAUGACCCUACCUUUAUCAUUGAUUCCAUUGAUUUGGUUUGAUAGUUUCAUUGGGCCCAUUCUCAAUAUCUUCAGUAAACUGAUGCUACAAUGCAACCUCUGGCCUUGAGGUUCAUUCCGUGCUACUUGUGAAUCUUCCCUCCCAAUCUGCCCUUGUCCAUAAGAUCAAAACAUUUCCAAGACAACUUGACCUGGUUCUAUGAUUGGGUGGGGCCAUGACUUCUGAGGCAGAUGGAGCCUCGCCCAUGUUUUUAAAAUCAUAUUAUUUUAUAUUUUAAUUUGUGUUUUUUUAGCUUCUCUGUGAGUGGCGGUUCGAGCUUGAGCACAUGUACUGAGUAGUCAGCCCUUUCAGUGUGUGUGUGUGUGUGUGUGUGUAGAGUUUAAGGGAAAGUGCAGUUUUCUGCUUCAAUGAUUUCAUUACCUCAAAAACAGUUGGAGUCAAAAAGGGAACCCAGAGAGAGUCUACUGGGUAAAGUGUACAUAGACCCAACUCAACUACUACGCACUGUAACGUGAUGUCAUUCCUUUGUACUAAAUCACUGUCCUGACAGGAAGAACAGCUUGUUGAAAUGUAUUGGUGAAAUGCUGCUGUAUUUUGUUUUUCCUUCAUUGGUUGUUGGUUUAUUUCCAGUUGAGUUCACGGCUCAGGUGUUCCAUUGCAAAGACUGUGGACCCGACCACACAAAUACACACAGAUAUUAUUCACCAAUAACAGUGUGCCUCAACUUUUUUUUUUCUCCACAAAGAGGAACCGCAAAUCUCUGUGCACUGAAGCUCUGACUGGAGCUAGUACUAACUAAAAUGAGGCUCCUGAAGAAGCUGCACUGUGCUAGUUGGCAUUGCCGUCAUGGCAGUGGUCAGGCCCUUGUCCCGCCACCUGAUGGUGCUUUUGGAAGUGUAGGCUAAGGGGUUGAUGGGGAUUGCCAGAAUGUUUCACUUAAACCUGCAUGUCUGUAUUUAUGAUAUAUAAAAAAAAAAGGAAGAGGCUUUUGGAUUUGAAGGCUGUGCAAUGGGAGUUGUCGCCAUGGACAUGCCUUCCUUGUGGUGAUGUUAAUUAAUUCGAUUUUAGGAAAUAUGAUUCAUAUUUUUAUCUUUUGUGAUGUGAUACAUUUAAAAAGUUAUUUUUUGGUUUCACAACUUUGCUAUUGUCUUUAGUAGAGAGCCCAAGCAGGCUGAGUUUUAGAAGAGCUCACCAGGGUCCGUCUCUUUCCCUCACACCCUCCUUUCUUCUCUCUAUCCCCCUCACACUGUCCUCUCGUCUCUGUUCGCCUUUUAUAGCACGGUCAUAUUCAUUAGGCACCAAAAAAAUAAAACAGACUAAAACUGGGAGGGACUACUUGAACUUGUCCAAAUAAGCCACUUGUUGCUAAAUGUUUUUCUACAGUGUGCACUAAGGAGUAUGACCCAGCUAUGCUUAAUGUAGAAGCCAAUAAGGACAUCCCGUUCCUCACUGGAGGAGCCGCCUCUGGCAGUUCAAUAGCUUAAAGCAGCUUCUUAUCCUCCCCUUCUUUCCUUCAUCGGCGCUGAUAGGAGAAGAGAAGAAUGGUUAGAGCAAUGUAGUAGAGAGAAGCACCAUUAGGGAUUUGCUUUCAGAUGUCCAGUUCUCUUCAGAUCUAUGAUCCAUCCCAAAUGACACCCUAUUCCCUUUGUAGUGCACUAUUGAGGGUCUGGUCAAAAGUAGUGCAGUAUAUAGGGAAUAGGGUGCCAUUUGGGACGCAUCUACGGAAGGAAAAGGAAGCAAGUCUAUAUCCUUUGUUCAUGAGCUCAAUAGGCACUGGAGAGAAGACUACACCUGGGAAUGUUGAUGUUAGAAAUGUUUCUGGUGAUAAGAAAGGAAAAAAAGUGAUACUUGUGUUUUUUGAUUAUUCUGAAUAUGAAACCGAUGUUGAAUACUGCUGUUUUGAAAAUGUUAAAAUUCUGUUGGUUGGUUUGUUUUUUUGUCAUGUUUUAGGAAACGUUUUGGACUUGUGCUCCCAACAAAUACUUGAAUUUCUUAAGAAAACGACUAGAGUAAAGUAGUGAAUGAAUAAAUGCAUAGUCACUGGAUAAUA
This is a messenger RNA of Salvelinus namaycush (lake trout), 5306 nucleotides long. RefSeq names its product serine/threonine-protein kinase NLK2-like. The coding region runs from base 1213 to 2643 and encodes 476 amino acids. Lineage: Eukaryota; Metazoa; Chordata; Actinopteri; Salmoniformes; Salmonidae. Gene Ontology annotation, biological process: protein phosphorylation; intracellular signal transduction. The transcript is spliced from 11 exons. Gene Ontology annotation, molecular function: MAP kinase activity; ATP binding. The record is from RefSeq and is a predicted model, not a curated record. Gene Ontology annotation, cellular component: cytoplasm; nucleus.